UCCACCCCCGACUUGGGGCUCCUCGGAGGGCCGUCGACUUCGACGACCCGACGACCCGACGACAGUCCGAACCACCCUGCGAGCCCCAAACAUGGCGCUGGAUUUCGCAGCCACCUACAAGGUCCUGGUGCUCGGCGACUCGAACGUCGGCAAGACCUGCAUCGUCCACCGCUACUGCGACGAGCGUUACUACGACACCUACAUAUCCACCAUAGGUAUCGAUUUCAAGCAGAAGAUCAUUAACCUGGACGGCACGCCGAUAAAGCUGCAGAUCUGGGACACCGCUGGCCAGGAGCGAUUCAGGACCCUCACGACGGCUUAUUACAGGGGCGCGAUGGGCAUCCUGCUGAUGUACGACGUCACCAGCCUGGAAAGCUUCAACCAUCUCUCCUACUGGCUUAGAAACAUCCAGGAGAACGCCUCUCCGGACGUGGUGAAGGUCCUGGCGGCGAACAAGUGCGACGCCAGCACCCACAGGGCCGUGGACGCGGAGAGGGGCCAGAAGAUCGCCGAGAACUUCGACAUGCCCUUCUUCGAGGUCUCCUGCAAGGAGAACAUCAAUAUCGAAGAGGCCUUCCUCACCCUGGCGAGGAGAAUACGCGAGCAGCGAGGUCGCAGGGCGAGUCUCUUCGAGGCCUCGGAGAGAGAAGGCGCGGAUAGCAUAAUCAAGGCGCAAUCGCCGUCCCAGCAGGGCGACGCGUGGCGAUGUUCCUGUUAGCCUGGAAGAGACCCCCGCGAGGCCAAGUGCGAAGACGAAGAGUCGCCACGAUUCGGAUCCAGACCGUGGUCUAAUGGUUGGAAGGCUUUGACCACCCUGCGAGGCCAGGAAGAGCGGCAAGCGGUCGGCAGGGGCCGAGGUCGUCGUCGUUCUCUGCACAGCGUGAGACUGCCGCGUCCAAGGGACGCCAGGAAGAGCCGAGGUCAUCCUCGGGGUCUUCAUGGAGGAAUGGACCGUGCUUCGAGAUCCGAAGAGAAGACCCGUGG
This is a messenger RNA of Orussus abietinus, 984 nucleotides long. RefSeq names its product ras-related protein Rab-8A (gene RabX4). Gene Ontology annotation, molecular function: GTPase activity; GTP binding. The transcript has 5 exons. Lineage: Eukaryota; Metazoa; Arthropoda; Insecta; Hymenoptera; Orussidae. The record is from RefSeq and is a predicted model, not a curated record. Bases 92 to 718 code for a protein of 208 amino acids.